Molecule: messenger RNA, 495 nt
Organism: Phaedon cochleariae (mustard beetle)
Lineage: Eukaryota; Metazoa; Arthropoda; Insecta; Coleoptera; Chrysomelidae
Source: the annotation of a GenBank genome assembly
AUGGACGAGACUCCGAGACUCUUACAGAAGAGCUAUGAAGAAAAAGCGAGAAACAAAAAGUGGACAGGCAGCUUCGAAAAUGAAAAAAUGGAAAUUCGAAGACGAAAUGUCAUUCUUACUACCGUAUAUGCAAGAGAGAGAUACAUCAUACAUACAUGCACCAAUUUAACAGAAGUGACCGAUGAUGAUGAUGAGAAUGAACAGAAUAUAGACGCAUGUACUGAAAACAACGAUGAUAGAGAGGACGACGAUGAAAAUGAUAACAGAAGCAAUGAUAAGGAUGAUGAUACUAAUGAUGAUGUCGAUAAUGAUGCAGUGGAUAAUGACACAUCAAAUGUGGAGAAUGAAAAAACUAAGAGACAGUCAAAGAUCAACAGAAACAUUAUAACCAAAGUGCGUAGGAAUAUAGCAAAAAAACCUCAAGCACAAUCGGAAACGGCAUCGGCAGUGGUAGUGAAAUACUUGCUAGAGAAAAAACAGCUAAUGCCACGAUAA